GCAGGCGCGGCAAUUUGGCUCAUGAGCGGGUGCGAAGGGUGCUCGACGCGACCGUGUCAUGUCUGCCGCAAGUGUAUCUUCCGUCAUUGCCAGUGCGGCCUCACGCGCGCACCCGUCUGCGUCGAAUCACAGGCGUGUCAGUGCGUGACGCUCUCUCGUUGCCGACGUUGCCAUGGGUGCCAAGGACGCGCCGCGAGCCAUUGUCGCUGCGACGCGCACGCCAAGCACGAGUGCCUCUGCGAAGAGCUUCGCGCCAUGGAGACAGACGAUAAAGUUGACGAAGACGAAGCCGAGCGGCAGCGCGUCAAUUGGCGCCACGCGAUCCCGACCGUCGCGUCGCACUUGAGCGAUAGGAGUGCCACCAUGGACUCGCGGCUGCUGUACAAGAUGGUGCUGCGGCCAGGUGCAGGCCCGCGCGAGAUCCUACCACCAUCCGGUCGUCGCGGCACGCAGCACGACACGUACCUUGCGUCUGUCGACCUCGAUCCCACAACCGUGCCGCCGUCCGUGGCGCUGCGCUCGCACGCCGACGCUAUCUUUGCGCGAGGCAUGGACAACUUUCAGUACACUAGCGCCCAAGAGGCGGCCAUGCCAUCCGAAGACCUCGUCGACUACGUUGUCCACACGGCAAGUCUCAAGGCCGUCGACGUCCCCGAGCUCUGGGGAUCGCUCGACGCCUCGGCUGCCAUCGUCGCAGCCAUUGUCGCCGACGAGUAUGCGCGGCAGCUCGUCGACGAGUACAUGGCAGCAGGCGAGACGUUUCCAUUAACGAGUCAGGACGCGCUUGUCGAAUGCAUUCACGAACUGCUCAAUGGCGCCGCGUGCCGUCCAGAUGCAUGGACCGACCUGGCGAGUGGCAUCGCGUCGGAGGUGCGCGUCAUCUUUGGGGACGCCCAGCUCGCGGCGUACGAUGUCCCGCAGCUCAUUGCCGCCGCGAUGCAGCCACUCAAAGACGCAUCGAGCGCUGAUGCGGACGAUCCAGCGUGGGCCGCGUGGAAGGACGAGCGGGUGCGCGUUGGUCUCGAGGCGCUGCAAAACGGUGCCAUCAUGUCACCAGACGGCAUCCACGUCGAUACAAGCCGCCGCGCGCCGUCGUACUGGUUCUGCGUCGCCGUGCCGCACGGAAAGACAACCGAGAGCCUCUCAUCGGCGCGGUACCCGAGCUACCGCCUUGCGUUUGAAACCAAGCUCGGCCUCGAGCAGCGCAUUCGCCUUGUGGAAGACGCCCAAAAGAUGGAUGGAUCUGCCAUGCCGCCGAUGAUGCCGACACCGACGCUGCCGAGCUGCUCCACGACCGAGCACCCGUGGCCCGCCGUGUUGCGCCCCGUACCGAUGCCGUCGACCGCCGAUGUGGACCCGUUCCCGCAUGUCAAGCAAGUGCUCGCCAAGGUGGCGCUGACAAGGAGGCGCUUGACGCCCGACGAAGCCAUUGCGAUCGCCGCGCAAAAGGAACUCGCCGAGCGCAACGCGCGGAACCAGCCGGCGCCGCCGUCCCUGUACGUGCCACAUACGCAGAGCAAGCGCAAAGCGGCGCCAAAACGACCUGCGGCCAAGCGAUCGAAGCGCCUUAAGCCGCUCGUCGCCAACGCGGAUGUUGCCGCGGAUGCGGACGAAGAGAACGAGCAAGGUACUGACGCAAGGGGCGGCAGCGACGAGACCAACAUGGCAACAAACGACCAGCAACCAGAUGACAGCGCUGCCCCAGAGCUACUGCCGAACGCUCCAGUCGACACAGAGAGCAACGUGGCCGAGACUGUCGCCACGCUCGUAGAUCCCGACACGAACGCGCUGGACAGCGUGGCAUCCCCACACAGCGAUGCCUCCGCAUCAGACGCUUUGAGUGCGGACGAGGACGAGGAAGACGACGAGGAAGACGACGACGCGACCGUCGAGUUUUGGUGUCCCAAGUGCGGCAACGAUGUGCUGCAUCGGACCAAGGCGUCGCGGCGCUGCGAGUACUUUGUGCGAUGGCGAACGCGGAAAAUCCAAGAUGGCAGCGCGCCGCAACUGCUCACCGCGAUGCACGAUUUGCCCGAGACCUUUCUAGCGAUCGUCGAAGGGCUGCCGUCGACGUCGGGCCUCAUUUACAUCUAA
Saprolegnia parasitica CBS 223.65 is the source of this 2094-nucleotide messenger RNA. RefSeq lists its product as hypothetical. Lineage: Eukaryota; Oomycota; Saprolegniomycetes; Saprolegniales; Saprolegniaceae. The coding region runs from base 22 to 2094 and encodes 690 amino acids. The record is from RefSeq and is a predicted model, not a curated record. The transcript is spliced from 2 exons.